GCAAAGACCAUAUAAAGAACCUUCACUCCCUAAACUUCUAGCUGCUCUGUAACUCAGACAAACUGAAUCUUCUUUGCCACCCACAUCCACCUCAGCAACAGAUAAAAGACAAUGGCAGAGACAACCAUAUUGACGUGGGCUGCGGAAAGAAUUCUACGAAAGCUACUUGGAAAUGCUUCCUUGACUCUUCUUUAUAAGUCUGGUGCUAAUAAACAUGGCCUAGAGGGCAUGGUUCAAAGAUGCAGUCUUCAGGGAUCCACUGUGACAGUGCUGGACAUUCCUAAUUAUAUUUUUGGUUUUUUUAUGCUGCAGAAUUUUCCUAAAUCCACUGAAAAUUCACAAAGGUCAUAUACUUCUUCUUGGUUUUUAUCUAAAAAAAGUAAUGUAACUGAAGAGACAACUUUAUUUUUAAACAUAAUAUUCCAAAUUACUAAUAAUUGCCUGAAAUUUUAUAUCUCAGAUGAACUGAUAGCCUGUAUAGACACAAAUAAAUCUAGAGUGUAUUUAUAUGAUUCAUUAAAGGAAAAAUUUGCAACUAUAUCUGGAGCACUAUACAAAGAACUUGAAAUUUUUCGAGUUGAAGGAAUUAAGAAAGAUCCACAAUACAUAAGGAAAUUAUCAACAGUCACAUAUCACAAAGAAAAGUUGUUAGCAGAGCUUCGCGCCUACAAACCCUAUACAGACUCGGUUUCAGAAAUUCAUAUUCUGUUACUGGGUCCAGUAGGCUCUGGGAAGUCCAGCUUUUUCAACUCCGUGAAGUCUGUUUUUCAAGGUCAUACAACUCGUCAAGCCAUAGUAGGCUCAAGUUAUAACAGCAUUACUGAGCAAUAUAGGAUAUAUUCUGUUAAAGAUGGAAAAAAUGGAAAAUAUCUGCCAUUUAUGGUGUGUGAUACCAUGGGCCUUGAUGAGAGGGAUGGUGAAGGAUUGUGCACAGAUGACAUACCUCACAUCCUAAAAGGCUGUGUGCCAGACAGAUAUCAAUUUAAUCCACGUGAACCAAUUGCAUGCAAACAUCUUUCUCCUGUUACAUCUUCAUCACUGAACAGGAUUCACUGUGUGGCAUAUGUCUUAGAUAUCAACUCUGUUGACAAACUCUCCACUCAAAUGAUUUCAAAGCUCAAACAAAUUCACAAAGAAGUAUUGAAUUGUGGUGUAGCACAUGUAGCCUUGCUUACAAAAGUAAAUAAUUGUGAUGAAGUUCUUGAAAGUAACUUUUUAAACAUGACAAGUUAUGCAACGUCUCAAAAUCAGGUAAUGACUGUCAAUAAAAUGUUAAACAUUCCUGUUCGUAAUAUCUUGAUGAUUGGAAAUUCUGCUUCCAAGAAGGAACUGGACCCAAUAAAGGAUGUUCUGAUCCUCACUGCCCUGAGGCAGAUGCUUCGGAAUGCUGAUGACUUCUUAGAAGAUUUGCCUCUGGAGGAAACUGCAUCUAAAUGAUGGUUCCUCCAGGAUCAGUCACUCUUCAAAUCUGAAGGUCAACCCUGAGCAGUGAUAUCUACAAACCAUCUUCCAUGUUUCUGUACUACUUACAAUUGCGCUUCUGUGCGAUUUUUUUCAAUCUCUUGAGGAAAAAUGAAUUAUUAUGCCCUUAGUUUGUUUUCUAGAAUAUUAAUAAAGUACUAAUCAGUGUGAA
This is a messenger RNA of Dipodomys spectabilis (banner-tailed kangaroo rat), 1633 nucleotides long. RefSeq names its product interferon induced protein 44 like (gene Ifi44l). Bases 112 to 1437 code for a protein of 441 amino acids. The transcript has 9 exons. Lineage: Eukaryota; Metazoa; Chordata; Mammalia; Rodentia; Heteromyidae. The record is from RefSeq and is a predicted model, not a curated record.